Chondrus crispus (carragheen) is the source of this 1286-nucleotide messenger RNA. RefSeq lists its product as hypothetical. Gene Ontology annotation, biological process: protein deubiquitination. Gene Ontology annotation, molecular function: cysteine-type endopeptidase activity; cysteine-type deubiquitinase activity. The coding region runs from base 1 to 1206 and encodes 401 amino acids. The transcript has 2 exons. The record is from RefSeq and is a predicted model, not a curated record. Gene Ontology annotation, cellular component: nucleus; cytosol. Lineage: Eukaryota; Rhodophyta; Florideophyceae; Gigartinales; Gigartinaceae.
AUGAAAGCUAAAUCAUCUCCUAUCUGUUGUGAAAACUCGAAGCUGAUUUAUGCACCACGCCUUCAAGCGAGCUUUCGCUCCUUCGCCUCGAAGGAACAGCUGGUUCCCACACGACGAAAAAGGACAAGAGAUGAGUGGAUAGAACCAAGACCUCGCGGUCUCUGGAACAGCGGACAAUCGUGUCAUUUAGGCUCGGUGAUUGCGGCUCUCUCGGCAGUUUCAAUGCUGCGGGACUGGUUGAUCGAACAGGAUACUACAAGUGCUUAUGAAACUCCUUUUUCACUUGUAAAGCACUACAUUCUCGAGUGCGCCCCCUCAUCGGCCUACCGCCGAGCCCUGGAUCCCCGUCCUUUACUCACCUUGCUGGAGCAAUCCGGCUGGAAGUCGAGGCAUGCCCAAGAUGCACAUGAAACCAUGGCACGUCUACUCGAGAUUCUAGAGGAUGGGUAUGGAGCCCAAAGCAAUCAAGGGACAUCUCCAUUGGGUCUCGGCUGGCGAUCCGAACCUGGGGGCUGUGGGACAUCGCUUUGCUACGGCAAACCGCCGAUGGCGGACGUGGCGAUCGGGAAGAGAAAAAGUGGUCCUCCUUUUUCCGCUCUCCUUUCCUCAUCAAACAAGUGUCAUUCAUGCGGCUUCAAAUCCCCGACCUCUUUCCAGUCUAGUUUCCUUUUGACUUUGCCCAUCCCACGCUAUGAAAGGACAUUGUCGGAGCUGUUUUACAACACAUACAUGCGCGGAGAAGAGAUUGAUAUGCGGUGCGACCACUGUAUGCAACUUGGUUUGCACACACGGUUCUUAGAGAUGAAGAGAUUCCCAGGAGUUCUAGUCAUGCACCUACAGAAAGCGAUCUACGGUAGUGGGAUAGAUGCAUCUACUCGGCGGCAGGUAGCGUUGUCGCACUCUCUGCAUAUUCCUGUGCGGGUGGGAAAGAAGGAAGUAGCAAGGGUCGAGACGUACUCGCUGCGGAGUGUCGUUGGGCACAAAGGAGUAGCUAACACGUGGAGCAGCCACUUCGAUGCAGUUGUAAGCCGUAAGUGCGAAGGCGUUUGCGAAGGCUUGCUGGGGCUGACGGAGUCGCGCAGGUGGUUCCAUGUGGACGACCAGCACAUCUCACGAUGCGAUUCGGACACACCUCUCAUUCCAUCGCAGACAUACUUAGUCGUGUACCAGAGACAGGAUGACAGAGUGAAGCUUGCUAUUAGAUAAAGACACGAGAUUGCUCUCGCAUUGCUAGUCUUCAAAGCCUUUCGCUAUAAACUGCCCAGUAAAAUUGUGAUGCCCGCUCA